Messenger RNA from Orussus abietinus, 1934 nucleotides. RefSeq names its product transcriptional activator protein Pur-beta (gene Pur-alpha). Gene Ontology annotation, cellular component: nucleus. The transcript is spliced from 6 exons. Gene Ontology annotation, molecular function: DNA-binding transcription factor activity, RNA polymerase II-specific; purine-rich negative regulatory element binding; RNA polymerase II transcription regulatory region sequence-specific DNA binding. Bases 383 to 1414 code for a protein of 343 amino acids. Lineage: Eukaryota; Metazoa; Arthropoda; Insecta; Hymenoptera; Orussidae. Gene Ontology annotation, biological process: regulation of transcription by RNA polymerase II. The record is from RefSeq and is a predicted model, not a curated record.
GGGCCUUUCUCCUCCCCUUUUCCGGGACGCUGGCGCCAUAGGAGGGUGGUUUUUCGUGCUCGCGAAUCCGAGUCUUUGGGAUCGUCGGAAAGGAGAACCUCGAGUCGAGAACGCCCGCGACCAAGAUCUCCUUCCGUAGGGUUGGCGCGGGGGAAUGGUCGCGAUCGUAAAGCCCGUUUCUCGAAGAAGACGAUCGGGCGAUGAAACGUCUCCACGGUCGUUUUCGAUUCGACGCGGCACGAGUUACCGUUAGUCGAGGAGACGUCGUCCCGGCCCGGGCGGAUCCGUGGAGACGAUAAAAGGCGACUUUCCACAGAGUUCGGAGUUUCGGGUAUCGAGCGAACCCGCGAGUAGGAGCCGGUGGAGGAGCCGACGGAGGAGCAUGGGGGAGCUGCGAGAAAACGACCCGAAGACGGCCGCCGAGUCGAAAGCGGCGACCAACGGAUGGGGCGACACCAUGGGCAAGAUCCAGUACUGGCAUCCAGAAGGUCAGCAGGGUCAGCAGAGCGAGCAGGAGCUAGCGACGAAGAUGCUACAGAUACAGAGCAAGAGAUUCUACCUUGACGUCAAACAAAACAGACGCGGGAGAUUCAUCAAAGUCGCCGAGAUCGGAGCGGACGGCAGGAGGAGUCAAAUUUUUCUGGCGCUUAGCACGGCAUCAGAGUUUCGGGGCCAUCUCUCGACGUUCAGCGAUUUCUACGCAUCUUUAGGUCCCCCCAAUCCUGACAACGUGCCGGACGAUGGGAAACUGAAGUCGGAAAUGAUGAUGAAGGACAACAGGCGGUACUAUCUGGACCUCAAGGAAAAUUCUCGUGGGCGUUUCCUGCGGGUGAGUCACCCUGUCUCGCAAACGAUAACCCGAGGAGGGCCCAGAUCGCAGAUCGCGAUACCGGCCCAGGGCAUGAUCGAGUUCCGCGACGCCCUGACCGACCUCCUCGAAGAGUUCGGCACCGACGAUGGCGGCUUCAAGGGCGACCUACCCGAAGGGCGCUACAUGCGAGUCGACAACAAGAACUUCUACUUCGACAUCGGGCAGAACAACCGCGGCAUCUACAUGAGAAUUUCGGAGGUGAAGACGAACUUCAGGACGGCCAUCACCGUGCCGGAGAAGUCCUGGGCGCGGUUCCGCGACAUCUUCGCGGACUACUGCGACAAGAUGAAGGAGGGCGGUGCCGGCGGGGUCGGGAUCGGGAGCGGAAUCGGGAGCGGAAUCGGGAGCGGAAUCGGGAGCGGAAUCGGGAGCGGGAUGGGGAGCGGGAGUGGGAGCGGCAGCGGGAGCGGGAGCGGCGCCGGCCAGCCGGGCGGCGUCCUCGCCGACGGGAAGGGCUCGGUGGUGGCGCAGGUACCGUCGCCGUCCUCGACCUCGCAGCAGCCUAACCCCAACCCGAACCUAGACUCUCCUCUAAUCAAGUGAAAAAGGCUUUAACUUAACUCGAACAUUGGAAUUCUAACCGUAACUCGUUUUCAAGUCGUUAAGCGAACUAAAGGAACUCGUCGGAGUCUAUGCCAUCGCCGUCGCCGUCUCCAUCGACGGGGCCACCGGAGGCCUCGUCGGGCCGGCAGCUGAUCGGGCCCGGGGCCCGCCGAGGCCUCGCGCCCGUCCUCGGGCCCGACCGGAGCCCGACCGGAGCCCGACCGGAGCCCGACCGGAGCCCGACCGGAGCCCGACCGGGGCCCGACCGAGGACGAUAGAUGCAUAUACGCGGAUGCUCGCAUGUCUGCACAUUUGCGUUUCGACGUACCGAUGUAUCCGUGAGUGUGUAUAUAUUUAUACGUAUAUAUACAUAUCGGGGUAUGUAUGCAUGUAUCGUUCGGGUCGACCCACGAGGAGGGAUGGCCGCGAGCUUCGACCGACGUCGAAUAGACGAAUGUAGCGAGUUUCCACACCGACUAACGUUCGAAGUACCACCGUUCACUUCCCGGGGUAUAUAGAU